AUGGCCGACACACAACCCCCUGAGCAAGCCCCACCCACGGCCCCGGCACAGCCCACAGCCGAUACCUCCGCAAGCCCCGACCCCAACCCCGACCCGAAUCCCAACUCACAACCCAUCCCCUUCGGCUCCGACACCGACUCCGACUCCGACAGCGACGGCGACACCCACCUCACCCUGGCCAACCUCCUCAGAACCAACAAACUCAUGGCCGAAGCCCUCCGCGCCGGCACCCACACCCACACAACCACCCACCAGGACCAACACCAACCCCCACCCCUCACCGACAACAACAACAACGAAAACAUCCCCACAACCCUCUUCUUCUACGGCACCCUCCAAGACCCCACCCUCCUGCAAUCCAUCACCAACCUCCCCGCACCCCUCCCCGCCCUCGAAGACGCCCACAUCCAAGGCGGGUUCGACCUGCGCCUCUGGGGCGGGAAAUACCCCGUGCUCGUCGCCAACCCGGCCUCCGAGGCCGUGAUCAAGGGGAAGGUGUGGCGGGUUGGUGGUGAGGCAGAUGGUUUCGGGGCGGAGGCGUGGGAGCGGUUGAGGCGGUACGAGACAGAGGCGUAUGAUUAUGUCGAGUGUGUUGUGAGGGUUGGGGGUGAGGGUGGUGGUGGUGGUGAUGGUGCUGCUGGGGAGGAGGUCAAGGCGGUGGUGUUUAAGUGGGCGGGGGAUGCGGGGAGUGGGGAGUUGAGUGACGGGGUGUUUGAUUUGGAUGCGUGGAGGGAGGAGAGGUCCAUGGGGGGGCUGUUUGGUUUGGUUGGGGAGUGA
Messenger RNA from Chaetomium fimeti, 777 nucleotides. RefSeq lists its product as uncharacterized. The record is from RefSeq and is a predicted model, not a curated record. The coding region runs from base 1 to 777 and encodes 258 amino acids. Lineage: Eukaryota; Fungi; Ascomycota; Sordariomycetes; Sordariales; Chaetomiaceae. The transcript has a single exon.